Molecule: messenger RNA, 4373 nt
Organism: Oncorhynchus gorbuscha (pink salmon)
Lineage: Eukaryota; Metazoa; Chordata; Actinopteri; Salmoniformes; Salmonidae
Product: protein NEDD1-like
Exons: 16
Coding region: 94-2313 (739 amino acids)
Biological process (GO): microtubule nucleation; mitotic cell cycle
Cellular component (GO): centriole; pericentriolar material; spindle pole
Molecular function (GO): gamma-tubulin binding
Source: RefSeq, a predicted model, not a curated record
CUGCAGUACCGCCAGUGUCCUCUGUUUACAUGAGAUGGCUUGCUUCCCAACUGGAACCCUGGGGAUUUAGGGGGGCCGCUGUCCUGGCUGCAAAUGCAGGAAUGCCCACAUGCAGGAUCGCCGCCAAUUGCGGGUUGCAAUUGCACACUAUUGAAAUUGUUUGUGACAAUUCCAGUCUUUCGACCGACAAUUCAUAGGGCAAUUUCACAAGGAAAUCAGGAACAAGUAACCGUUGCUAUGGAGGUGGUGACGCAUCUGGUGUCGUCGGGUGACUGUGUUAAGAUCUGGGACUCAGCCUCCAUGACAGUUUUGGAACAGUUUAACCCGCACAGCGCUACACACCCUGUGGCCCAAGUGUGCUGGAGCAGCAACAAUCAGUAUCUUGUAAGUGCCAGCAGUAUAGGAGACAAGCUGGUGGUAUCCAGUCUCAGGUCCACUCCUAUCCCAGUGGUGGAGCUUGCAGAGGGGAAAAAGCAGACACGUGUGAGUCUGAACUCAACGUCCCAGUACCUAGUGAGUGGGGGGCUUGAUAACUCUGUUAACAUCUGGGACCUGAAGGCCAAGAGGCUUCAUCGCACCCUCCAGGACCACAAAGAGGAGGUGACGUGCGUGUCCUUCAACGGCAGUGACAGCUACAUCGCCUCGGGCUCCACCAGUGGUGACAUCAUCCUGCACAGCAUCACCACCAACCUGUCCAGUAAUGCAUUUGGACACGGCAUCAACCAACCCAUCCACGACCUCAAGUACUCUGUGGUUAAGCGCUCCCUGCUGGGCAGUGUAUCAGAUAGCGGCUCGGUGGUCCUGUGGGACGCCAACACUCAGAAGGAGCUGCACGUGUUCAAUGGAGCCCACAAGGCCCCCGCCUCAGGCCUGGCCUUCUCUCCUGCCAACGACCUGCUCUUUGUCACUGUUGGCUUGGACAAGAAGAUUAUCUUCUAUGACACCUCCAGCAAGAUUAUUCUCCGCAGCAUGUGUGUGGAGUCCCCGUUGACGGCCAUUGACUUCACUCCAGAUGGGGCAGGGCUGGUAGUGGGCUCCACCCAGGGCAGACUAUACCUGUACGACCUGCGCAACCUCAGCUCCCCUACUAAGACUGCCGCGGCACACAAGACCUCCAUCACCAGCUUGCGCUUCCAGAGUUCCCAGAGCAGACACCUCAAGUCCAGUAAAAUAGCUUCCAGCAAGUCUUCCAGGGCCCAGACAAGCAAGAGGAUCUCAGCCAGGCUGGGUAGUACCUACCUACCAGUAACUACCCCCAGCUCCACCUCCAAUCCCCCCUCUAGCCUGCCUGCACACCAUGCAGUAGAAAGAGGGGAUGGACAAGCCCAGGGCACAGGCACACACAGAGAGGCAGAGGGCCAGCUGGGUGUUGACUGCCUGCCUAGUCUGGACAAGUUCAGCAGCAUGGGUAGAAACAGCCUGGACAUCUUCUCCCCCGUAAAAGACGAUUACAAAGCCCACGGGAUAAGUGGUGAUGCUUCUGGUGGAAUCAAAGGGAAAGCGAUCAGUUUGGAUAUGUUCUACAGAGAAGGGCAGCAAAGCAUGGAGAAGUUCAGCAAAGUGGGACGCAACAGUCUGGACAUUUUCUCUCCUGUUAGAGAGGAUUACAAAACCCAUGGAAUGACUGCAGAUGAAUCAAGUGGGAAGAAAGGAAACAAUCUGGACUUCCUCCCUACCUACUCUGGUGGUCCCCCACACCACAAGACUCCCCUGGGCACCCUUGGAGGAGGGUGCUGUUACAGCCCCCUGCCUGUCUUCCAGACCCCUUCACCAAUCAAAGAGGAGCUAGCCAUGCCUCCUGUACCAGCGCAGACAGACACACAGGACUCAAAAGGGUAUGAGAAGGGCAGUGGUUCCAGUCUGGAGGGUGAAGGCCCAACCACGCUCACGUCAUCAGCCCAGACCUCACACAGCCAACCAGCACCGCCAUUCUUCACCACUGAACCCGGCCUGAGGACCAAUGAAUUGCAGGCCCAGCUGAGCUACAACACGCCCCUAAAUGGUGUGCUGCCCAUUAUUGUACCAGUGUCUUUGGCAGUGGCAUCCUCGUUAUCCGAGAGAAUAGUGGAGGCUGUUGGAACAGAGGGUGGAGGGGCUCCCCUCACAUCUCUGCAGAUCCAUGAGACCCUGGAAGACUUCCGGGACGCCUGCCACCGAGACAUAGUGAACCUCCAGGUGGAGAUGGUCAAACAGUUCUACAUUCAGCUGAACGAGAUCCAUGGUCAGAUCGAGAGGUACUCUGUCAAUGACUCGCUGGUGGAGGAGAUCGAGAAGCUGAGGGAGGAGAACAAGCGACUCCGAGACAGUUACUGAGAGGUUGACUUGAUGGAGUUAAUCACCCCUGGAUACAGUUGUUGUCCCUUCUCAACUCGGACAAAAGUCUUCCGCAGAGCUCAAGGUCUAUGUGGAAUAAUCGUGCCAGGGACAGAACUCUGAAGGCCCAAUGUGCCUUUUUUUUGUAUCCUGGUUUAAUUCCCUCCGUCUCUUUACAUGGCAUGCAGGGACCCUUUUUGUAUUCUCACCAGUUUAUUUUGUACAUGUCAAACAUGCCAAGGGCCUUGGAAUGGAUUAAUUAAGAAGUGCCUUACUAGUUGUAACCCAAGGGCUGGACCAGUAUGUUAUCAGUCACAAGGUAUGACACAGUGGUUAUCAUGCUGGACUGGCCCGUGAUGGCAUGGCACUAUUUUACCCCAAUUCAAAACCGGUCUCUCCUCUCGCAGGUCCUUGUUGACUCCACCAGUGGAUCUAAUAUAAUGGACAAGUGUAAGGAAUGAUGCAAACUCUGUUACAAUAUUGCUGAUACCUAUUCAUUCCUUUUUAGAUCUGUGAAGGAGAGAUCAGCAAGGACCCAGGGAUUGGAAGAUGCAUUAGCUUGGGAUUGCCCUUAAAUACUUAUCUUCAGUAUGGUUGAAGUUGAUAGUGUCUUUUGGCUUUUACUGGAAUACUGAAGAUAAAUUAGGGCAUGCCUUUGUUGGAAGACAUAAUCAUGAUAGUGUUUGUUGUGGACUAAGUAAGAGAAGGCCAUAAUCGGUCAUCGAUUUCUCUUAUUGUAAGCAAAGUGGUGCCAAGCUCCCCUCUAUGAAGGGUGCUUGCAUCGCCAAGUUUCUGUUUCUCAUAGUUUAGUUUAUUUUGUUAUAGAUUUUUUUUAUAAGAGGAAAAUAAAUACUCAAUAUGCAUACAAUCUCAAUGUAAUUCAUUCUGAUUUUAGAGUGACGCAGGAGACCGUUGAACGUUUUCAGUUACAAUGCACCGUGAAUGGUUCCAUAAAGAGACAGCAUGUUAAUUCUUUAACAAUGAAAUACAGGUGCAACAACACUUAAACAUCUGUAAUAGUAUUGAUUAAAACAAAUCUGAUGCUUAGAGCCCAAAUACUUCCUAAUGGAGGAAUUGAAAAACUAGAUCAGACUGCAUGGCCACAUCAUCAAAAUGGAAUAAAAGCAAUCUUAGGAUCAGUGCUAUCUGGGAUCCUUGGGACGUCCUUAACCAUUACCCAUUUAAAAUGUCAACUUCCAUAGGGUAGGGACGUCCCAGCAUGGACCAUAGGGCGAACACUGAUAGAAGAGCUCUAUGCCAGCAGCUCAGAGGAUGGAACACUCCGCCUGUGGCAGACCGCAGUGGAAGGGCAUGCUGCCAGGUGAGCACUGGCAGACUACUAACCUGUCCCUGUGGUCCAUUUCAAAUGGAUGUUAUUUUAGAAAUUUGAAGUAGUUAAGUUGAGACUUUUUUUUUUUCUCUAAAAAAAUGAACAGUUCAAAAAUACUGAUUUGAACGAUGGACUGGCCCAAAGUGGCACUUGUAUGACUACACAAAAGAAAGAUGGAAGAUUCCAUUGAGGUUUUACGCAUCAUUGAUUAAUAUGAUAAUUUCAGAUAGACACCAAUAUGGGCAUAUAUAUAAAUAUGUAUACACUAAAAAAACAUGGGAAAAUAGAAUGAGGCAAUCUUAGAAAACCUUGUAGGUCUUUGGGGUUGGUUUUACAGAGUUCCCCAGUGCUGUAGUCAUAUUUGUAGAUCUUAUAAUCAUCUCCACCUGCAACAAAGUCCUUGUCAAAUCAAAGUUUAUUUGUCACGUGCGCCGAAUACAACAGGUGUAGACCUUAGUGAACUGCUUACUUACAGGCAGGCUCUAACCAAUAGUGCAAGAAAGAUAUUGGGGGAACAAUAGGCAGGUAAAAAAAAAAACAGUAGCGAGGCUAUUAAAGUAGAUGGGCUACAUAGACAUCGGUUAGUCGGGCUGAUUGAGGUAGCAUGUACAUGUAGAUAUGGUUAAAGUGACUGUGCAUAUCUAAUGAACAGAGAGUAACAGUAGCAUGAAAGAGGGGUUAGCCAAUGUGCGGGAACACUGGUUGGUUGGGCCAAUUGAGGUAGUAUUUA